This is a messenger RNA of Penicillium samsonianum, 912 nucleotides long. RefSeq names its product N-acyl homoserine lactonase family protein. The record is from RefSeq and is a predicted model, not a curated record. The transcript has a single exon. Bases 1 to 912 code for a protein of 303 amino acids. NCBI's taxonomy places the organism in Eukaryota, Fungi, Ascomycota, Eurotiomycetes, Eurotiales, Aspergillaceae.
AUGACUUCCAAUCCGAACACCGGGGGUGUCCAGUUGACAUUCCUCACAACGGGAACGGUCCGCAUUAGACCCUCAAUGCGCUCGCAACCAGUGAGCAAAUUUGCGAUUUUUCGACGUCUUCGAUCACUUUGCGACAAAACGUGGACUGAGCCAUUGCCAGUCGGGGUAUUCCUCAUUCGCCACCCUGAAGGUCUCUUCCUCAUGGACACCGGGCAAUCUCCAUGCUGCAACGAUGCCGGAUAUUUCCCACGACUCGCUCUCUUCAAUGGCCUCCUAAGCAAAUUUACCAUUGAACGGCAAGACGGAGUACUCGAACAACUUCACAAGCUCGGAAUCAAGGCGACCGACCUCAAAGCCGUGAUUUUGAGUCACCUCCACAACGACCAUGCGGGUGGAUUAGAGGACCUCGUUGCAGAAGCACCGGAUCUGCCCAUCUACGUCAGCCGUGAGCACUGGAAUGCAUUUGGAGAACAUCCUAUCUUUGCAAGCAUGGAAGGAGCGACGCCCAAUCAUUGGCCAAAGGAAUUCUCACCAAAGAUUGUGGACUUGCAGGACAGACCACUUGGACCCUGGAAGCAAUCUUAUCCUGUGACAGAGGAUGGCAGAAUUGUCAUCGUUGAUACGUCGGGACAUGUUCCCGGGCAUAUCAGUCUGGUGAUUUACGGGGAUGGAGAAGAUGGACAGAGUCAGGUCACAUACUUCCUCCCUGGGGAUGCAACAUAUGGCUUGGACCUUUUGGAUAAGGAACAGCCCGAUGGGAUCAACGACGACCCUAUGCGUGCUCAUCAAACGCUGAAGACCAUCAAGGAAUUUGCCAAAGAGACUGAUGUAGUUGUCUUGCCUAGUCAUGACAUCGACACACCUCGCUUGCUUGCUGAUCGAGUAGUCUACCGUCCUUGUGAGAAAGAGUGA